This is a messenger RNA of Fonsecaea multimorphosa CBS 102226, 1671 nucleotides long. RefSeq lists its product as uncharacterized. NCBI's taxonomy places the organism in Eukaryota, Fungi, Ascomycota, Eurotiomycetes, Chaetothyriales, Herpotrichiellaceae. Gene Ontology annotation, cellular component: plasma membrane. The transcript has a single exon. Gene Ontology annotation, molecular function: nickel cation transmembrane transporter activity. The record is from RefSeq and is a predicted model, not a curated record. Gene Ontology annotation, biological process: nickel cation transmembrane transport. The coding region runs from base 1 to 1671 and encodes 556 amino acids.
AUGACGACUCCUGGCUCAAUGGAGCAGCAUGACUCUUCAACAACACCGGCAAGGAGCUCAUGGAGAUCACGGCUUCAAAAGCGGCGACGGGACAUACAUCGUCGCCUCUCUGCCCUCCAUGACGGCAUCCCGUACCUCCGCAAGCUCCCCCUGUCCGUCAUCUUGAUCCUCACGCUGCUGGUCCUGGUCAACCUGGUGGUCUGGGCGAUAUGCGGCGUGAUCCUGUCCUCGCACACCCAGCUUCUCUCGACGGCAGCUUUGGCGUACACGUUGGGUCUCCGACACGCCCUGGACGCCGACCACAUCUCCGCCAUCGACCUGAUGACCCGCCGACUCAUCGCCACGGGCCAACGACCCGUGACCGUGGGCACCUUCUUCAGCCUGGGCCACAGCACCAUCGUGAUCAUAACGUCGAUCGUGGUCGCCGCGACCGCGGCAGGCAUCGCAGGCCGGUUCGACAGCUUCGGCACCGUCGGCGGCAUCAUCGGGAAUUCCGUCUCGGCGGCCUUCUUGAUCCUCCUGGGCAUCAUGAACGCUUACAUCCUGUACAAGCUGGUGGUGCAGAUCCGAAAGGUCAUCCGCAUGCGGCCGGACCAGGAGGCCGCGGAGGCCUGGAAGAUCGAAGGCGGCGGGUGUCUCUUCCGGGUGCUCAAGAAGAUGUUCAAGCUCAUCGACCGCCCCUGGAAAAUGUAUCCCCUCGGCGUCCUCUUCGGCAUGGGCUUCGACACGAGUUCCGAGAUCGCCCUUUUAGGAAUUAGCAGCAUCCAGGGUGCAAAGGGCACGAGCAUCUGGCUGAUUCUGAUCUUUCCCGUCCUGUUCACCGCUGGAAUGUGCCUUGUUGACACGAUCGACGGUGCUUUGAUGAUGAGUUUGUACGUUGCUCCGAUGGGCAUGGGCACGAGCAAGAAGGACUUUGAAAUCCAGAGCCACGGAGUUCCCGAGCAGAUCCUCGACACGACAACACCAAACGACGAGCCGCUGAUCCUGGUCGACGUUGAACAAUCAGCUGCUAUCCAGCCCGCGACGUCGGAACAGCCACAGCCACAGCCACAGCAACAAGAACAAGACUCGCCACAGCAACAAGAACAAGACUCCCCACAAUCAGCACCACCGGCCCCCAAUACAGCUCGCGUGAAAGAUCCCCUGACAUUUCUGUACUACUCGAUCGUCCUGACCUCCCUGACCGUGCUUUGCGCCAUCAUCAUCGGCAUGCUGCAACUGCUCUCGCUGGUCCUCAACGUCGCCAACCCCAAGGGCGCGUUCUGGGAUGGCGUCGCAAGGGCAGGAGAGCUGUACGAGAUCAUCGGCGGCGGCAUCUGCGGCAGUUUUGUCGUCGUCGGCGGCAUCAGCGUGCUGUGCUACAAGCCUUGGAGGAGAUGGGUGGACCGGGAGCGGGCAAGACUGGGAGUCACUAGAGAUAUUGACGUUGAUGACUACGACGACAACGACGACGCGAGGAGAUAUGCUCAGAACCCUGCGGAUACGUCCGGCGGACGAGAAGAGGACGACGAUCUAGAGCAAGGCGCCGUCUUCGUCCGCGAGGAGGAGCUCAUCCAUGGCAAGGAUACGCACGCGCACCGGGAGAGAGUGGGCGGCAAGGCUUUCGACAACAAUGGCUCGACUGCGACGGCCCAACCUGCAGGUGGCAGUGGAGCAGGUCGUCGCAGCUGA